Molecule: messenger RNA, 663 nt
Organism: Miscanthus lutarioriparius
Lineage: Eukaryota; Viridiplantae; Streptophyta; Magnoliopsida; Poales; Poaceae
Source: the annotation of a GenBank genome assembly
AUGACCUUCUCACCCACCCCAAUGGCCGAGAGCGAGGAGGAGAUAAUGGCCGCCACCGUGCCGAUGUACUCGGUGCCAUCCUCCCCGACAUCGCUCGCGUCAUCACCUUCGCCGGUCAAGCCGUGCAGGGGGCGCGGCGGCGGCGACGACCACCGGGGCAAGGACAACGAGGCCGGCGGUGGUCUCGUGAUCGUGCGCUCCAUCCAGAAGCUGGAGGCCGACGUGGCAGAGACGCGGCAGGAGGUGGCGCAGCUCAGGAAGCGCGGCAACGAGAUGGAGAUGGCGCUGGCGAGCCUCAGCGCUCAGCUCCACCGGGGCCUCUCGAAGCUCGCCGAGAUGGAGGCCGACAAGGUGGUGUUGGCUGGGGUGGCGGGGCGGCGCAACAUCGGGGGCGACACCGACGUGGCGUCGCUCACGCUCCGGAGCGAGCGGUGGGGCGACAGGCUCGCCGCAAGCGAGUACCUGCCGUCAUUCUCACACGCGCUGAGCCUUGGCGAGAUGGACGACGUCGAGCUUAUGGGCAGCGGCCGGAGGAGGAAGGCACAGAAGGUCAAGCCCAUCGUGCCGCUCAUCGGUGACAUCCUCUUCUCCAGGAGGAAGAGCACCAAGGAGAAGGUUAACGAUGGCUUCUACAGUGGUGAUCUCUACAGCGUCCUAGGCUAG